Lottia gigantea (owl limpet) is the source of this 552-nucleotide messenger RNA. RefSeq lists its product as hypothetical. The transcript has a single exon. The annotation marks the transcript as partial. The record is from RefSeq and is a predicted model, not a curated record. Lineage: Eukaryota; Metazoa; Mollusca; Gastropoda; Lottiidae.
ACCAGUCCCGAUGGUAGUUCAGCCAGUCCCUAUGGUAGUUUAACCAGGCCCAAUGGUAGUUCAGCCAGUCCCUAUGGUAGUUUAACCAGGCCCAAUGGUAGUCCAGCCAGUCCCUAUGGUAGUUUAACCAGGCCCAAUGGUAGUCCAGCCAGUCCCUAUAGUAGUUUAACCAGGCCCAAUGGUAGUCCAGCCAGUCCCUAUGGUAGUUUAACCAGGCCCAAUGGUAGUUCAGUCAGUCCCUAUGGUAGUUUAACCAGGCCCAAUGGUAGUUCAGCCAGUCCCUAUGGUAGUUUAACCAGGCCCAAUGGUAGUCCAGCCAGUUCCUAUGGUAGUUUAACCAGACCCAAUUGUAGUUCAGCCAGUCCCUAUGGUAGUUUAACCAAGCCCAAUGGUAGUCCAGCCAGUCCCUAUGGUAGUUUAACCAGGCCCAAUGGUAGUCCAGCCAGUCCCUAUGGUAGUUUAACCAGGCCCAAUGGUAGUUCAGCCAGUCCCUAUGGUAGUUUAACCAGGCCCAAUGGUAGUCCAGCCACUGAUAUGAAAGAAAUUGUAUAA